This is a messenger RNA of Pseudoliparis swirei, 3898 nucleotides long. RefSeq names its product amphoterin-induced protein 2-like. Gene Ontology annotation, molecular function: protein binding. The transcript is spliced from 2 exons. The record is from RefSeq and is a predicted model, not a curated record. The coding region runs from base 196 to 1689 and encodes 497 amino acids. Lineage: Eukaryota; Metazoa; Chordata; Actinopteri; Perciformes; Liparidae.
UUUGGGAUUCGCGUACGGGACGCGGUUCCGUGUCGCGUACAGGAGAGCGCGUGCGGAUAUAUGAAGGCGGGCGACACGGUGAUCUGGAUGGGCGGCGGCGCGGGUGCAGAAGUUCACGAUCAGAGGCUUGUAAACUGGACAUGUUUACACCCAGUGAGACGGUAACCUGAGACCGCAUCCUGAGGGAACACCAGGAUGCGUCCCAUUUACUCGCAGCCUUUAGGCAGUCGAUGGAACACUGCCGCUGCAGCCUUGCUGCUCUCCCUGUGUCUUGGCGUCCCUCCCUCUGUGGCUACUUGCCCACCCUGCUGCCUUUGUGCCAGUGAUAUAAUUUCCUGCAGCGGUAGCAAUCUGUCCACGCUGCCCUCUGAUCUCCCGGGCUAUGCUACACGGUUGGACCUGAGCCACAAUGCCCUCACUGUCCUACCCAUGGACUGGAUUUCCCGGCCGUUAGACCGGCUUGCUACGCUGAUUCUCAGCCGCAACUCCAUCAGCCGGAUCGAGGAGGAUGCCUUCACUGUGACCCCACACCUCCUGCUCCUGGACCUCUCUUCCAACCGAUUAACGGCGCUGAACACGUCCAUCUUCGCCGGGUUGGAGGAACUGAAAGAGCUGCUGCUGUUUGGCAACCACAUCGUCCACAUCAACCCAGGGGCCUUCAGCGAUGUAUACAGCCUGAAGAGGCUCUACCUCUCCGGGAACAGAUUGACAGCAUUUCCCCUGGGGCUUUAUUGGGAACCUGGAGGGCCUCGUAAUCUGACCUUUCUUGAUCUGUCGUACAACAGGCUUUCCGAGGUGCCUGUUCAGCGCCUGCUGUCUCUCACCCGGCAUGGUGGUAUUUAUUUGCAUGAAAACCCUUUGGUCUGUGACUGCGCUUUACUCGCAUUGCUGGAGUACUGGAUGUGGAAACAGUAUCGCCCACUGGUGGAUUUCAGAGGUGAAUACCCUUGUAGAGACGGUUCAGGACCGGUAUCUGAAUGUAGCCAGGAGGCAGUGUCAGAUAAGCCCCUUGAGGCACAGACUUACCAAGUGGAGCCUGAAAAAGACCUACGAGUGCCAUGUCCAGGGUUGGCCUCUCACAGCCAGGAGGCAGUGUUCUGGGUUACCCCAGGGGCUGUGGUGAAUUCAUCCACAAAUGACCCGAGUGCUCACCUAAUAGUUUCCCCCAAUGGCACACUAGAAAUCCGGGGUGCCCUGAUGGAGGAUUCUGGCAUCUAUGCGUGUGUGGCAGCCCGCGGGCGCCACUAUGACCCCUUUGAGUCUCUGGAGGUCAAUGUAGUGGUCGGAAACCUAAGCACAUCCUCCGCCAGCGGCUUAGCACGCGGCAGCGGUGCAGAGCAUUUCAACACAGCGUUCACCACCCUGGCCUCCUGUGUGGUCAGCAUCAUUCUAGUGCUGCUCUACCUCUACCUCACCCCCUGCCGAUGCCAGGGAAACCGGGGUGGGGGAUCGAGAGGAUGCGGCGGACGAGCCUUCAUCCUCUGCUCAGACCCCAGAGAGGUAGAGUCAGGACACCGGCGGUCAAACGGAAAGAGGGUGGCUUUUUUAGAGCCUCAGGCCGAGGACUGCGAUAUUGGUGGUCCAAAGGCACCAGCAAUGAAUUUGGGUCACGUAACCACCGAGGGAAUUCUCAAAAAUGGAAGUAGGACAGUUGGACAGUCUCUAACGGAGACCGCUCAAAUAGCGUAGCAAGAAAAUGACCGUUUGCACAUUACUCUAUUCUUUCAGUCUGAUUGUCUGAACAAGUGUUUUGUUUUCACUGUCUUGUUUUAGGAAACGACGAGAAAAUCCAUUUAAUGUGAACUAGUGUACUGUGAUUCUCGUGCAGUAGUUAUGCACUUAGGGGUUUUAAUGUUUGGUCUGCAGCAGGCAGAAUUUCAAUUAUGUCUUUAUUGUGAGUGUUCUGUUUUUUACAAUAAGAGCUCAUAUGGAAAUGUCACUGUUACCGGGUAAAUUGGUGGUGUUUUGAGUUGGGUAUUGAUGGUUAUUCUACAGUACAUUCCUUGUCAGUACUACCAUCACAGUGACUACUUGUUAUUUUUUAACUACCUGUCUUAUAACUGAGGAUCAUUUAAAAACAUGUCAGUAAUUUGUGUGAAAUGACCUGCACUUUGAUGUUUUACAAGUCACGUUGUAUCUGCUACCCACCCUCUUCAAAUAAUAUAAAUCAAAUACAUCCUUGUGAAUGUUCCUUUAUCAAAAGCAAAGAAACACUAUAAUGUGGGACAGAGUAGACUGUUGUGUUGUUUCAAAAUGUCAACUUUGUGUUUAGUCGAACAAAAAAUGCAUUUGACAAACUCAAAUGUGGUGGAAUAUGUGUCUUCUCUUAAAAGGUUUUUAUGGGGAGACAAACUAUUACAAAUGAAUGCUACUUAUCUUCUGGGUGGUGUGCAGUCAGUUGAGCUCUAAUAAACCCACUGUAUACUAUCUGCUCAGCACCAAAUGGCAGAGCAUUUAGUAGCAAAAGAGAUAUUUCUCUGAAGAGCUGGUGGAGACCAAAAGAGCGCUAAAGUGAAUAUUGUACAAUACAGGUUCACAUUAUCAGGCGAUUCUCACUCCAGACAAAUACCGACGUUAGGCCAUAGACCCCAUGCAUCAAACUCUGACUUGUUAGUUUCAAAAUAUAACUAGCAAUGUAGGUCUACUUAGCUUUCAGGUUUACUUACACAACAAAAGUAUUUUGUUAUGUUUAGUAAAAUAAUGUAGUUUGGAUUGAAAUAAAUGUGGCUAUGUUUGUUUAUAAGUAAAAUAAGUUGGUUUGUUAUAUAACUAACGUCAAUAAUGUAGAAAAGUUACCGAACUAUUUGGCUAAAAUAAGUCAACGUUGACUUGGUUUUACAUUGAAGCCGAACAGCAGUUAAGUUAAAGUACCAUGUUUGUUUGACCCAUCAAACCUACCCUCAUCUGCUAAUACUGAGGCUGAUAACAUAACUUAAGAGUUAAAACAGACUCUAUAGGAGCCUCGAUGUGUUGGUUUCAGACCCUGAGGGCCACUGAUCUUGCAAAGAUAUGUGACGAGACCGGUUUGUAGAGCUUUGAAACUUCCUUUUAAUGAAGUAAAUGGUCCUUACAAAACCCGUUGACGCUAUGUGUCGUGGGAAACAGGGCCACGUGUUGCAUUUUCUUGAUGCCGUUUUCUAGUGCUGUGAGGCCACAUCCAUUCACCAUAUUUUAAUCGGGCUUGUGGCAAAUGAAAAUUAUCCUAAUAAUAAGCCUGCAAUGAUAUUGUGCAUAUGACCAUAAUAACAAAUAUUAAAAGGUGUGGGCUAUUCCGCUGGCAGCAGCUACUGUUUAGCUAUCCUAAUUUGAGCAUUAUUUAAAAAAAGUAGCACCUUCUGACUAUUCAGUCCAAAGUUCUCCAAAUGGGUGUCCGAUUUGUGGUCUAGACUAUCCCACCUGGAGCUGUUUUCAACUGACACUUGUGCGUGCAGGCUGGACACUUGUCAACUUGAUCUUUGUUCAUCCUUUCAAAUGUGGACUUCCUUUGUCACCCUCCACCUUGUUCCACCAAGGCUUCACUAAACAAGCAGAUUCACAGAGGAAUAGAUCCUUAUCAGUUCAGACAAGACGGGAGUCUGAGCUCGGCGACGAGGCCAGAGUCAGCCCAGAUUAGUGUCACAGAAGUCUGAACGAGGGUUUCCAGCCCCAAGCCCACAUGACCUACAUUCAGUCCCCCCUCUGAUUCUAUGUGUGUGGAAUAAUUUCCAAGGUGUUGAGAGUCUCGGUAAAGUCUCCAUGGCCUUGUUCAUGUUAGCGCUGUCUGAAUAGUACCUUCGUAUAUGUUUUCUGUUCUACUAAAAGCAGGAUGAAUUUUAAGUGGAGCAGCUGAAGUAAAGCUUUGUUAUGACUAUAACAAUGAUGGUAUUUGCACUUAUGAAAUAAAAUGUUUCAAUUUGGA